Molecule: messenger RNA, 907 nt
Organism: Callithrix jacchus (white-tufted-ear marmoset)
Lineage: Eukaryota; Metazoa; Chordata; Mammalia; Primates; Cebidae
Gene: PHOSPHO2
Product: phosphatase, orphan 2
Molecular function (GO): phosphatase activity
Source: RefSeq, a predicted model, not a curated record
AACCGGAAGACUUUGUUCCCUGUAUAGAAUGGGAGUAAUGUUUGAAAACAACUGGCUGGUGUUUAAAAUUGAACAUUGUUGUGAUUGUUUGUCCUAAUCCCAAUGCUGAAGUAAGAUUGUCUUGGAAUUACUAAUUUGGGGUAAUCCAAAUCUUCUGGAACCAUGAAAAUUUUGCUGGUUUUUGACUUUGACAAUACAAUCAUAGAUGACAAUAGUGACACCUGGAUUGUACAAUGUGCUCCAAACAAAAAGCUUCCUACUGAACUAAGUGAUUCUUACCAAAAAGGAUUUUGGACAGAAUUUAUGGGCAGAGUCUUUAAGUAUUUGGGAGAUAAAGGUGUUAGAGAACAUGAAAUGAAAAGAGCAGUGACAUCAAUGCCUUUCACUCCAGGGAUGGUGGAACUCUUCAACUUUAUAAGAAGGAAUAAGGAUAAAUUUGAUUGCAUCAUUAUUUCAGAUUCAAAUUCGGUCUUCAUAGACUGGGUUUUAGAAGCUGCCAGUUUUCAUGACGUGUUUGAUAAAGUGUUUACAAAUCCAGCAGCUUUUAAUAGCAAUGGUCAUCUCACUGUGGAAAAUUAUCAUACUCAUUCUUGCAAUCGAUGCCCAAAGAAUCUUUGCAAAAAGGCAGUUUUGAUAGAAUUUUUAGAUAAACAGCUGCAACAGGGAGUGUAUUAUACACAAAUUGUUUAUAUUGGUGAUGGUGGAAAUGAUGUCUGUCCAGUCACUUUUUUAAAGAACGAUGAUGUUGCCAUGCCACGGAAAGAAUAUACUUUGCAGAAAACUCUUUCCAGAAUGUCUCAAAAUCUUGAGCCUAUGGAAUAUUCUGUUGUAGUCUGGUCCUCAGGUGUUGAUAUAAUUUCUCAUUUACAAUUUCUAAUAAAGGAAUAAUAUGCCAGCAAUUGAAAAA